AUGUGGGAAUUUGACUACUACAAUCGUGAUGCCGCGCGACAUGCGCAUUCCGGUCAGUUCCAGGCCCAGUCCAGGGCGGCGGUUGGGAUGGCUCCGCAGGGUGUUCCUUACGCCGUCGAUAGAUUCGGGAGACCGCACGCCAAUAGAUACACCACGGGAGACUUCGUUCAGGAUUCCGUGUUCUACGACGUAUCGGACGAGACCGUGGGCGUGAACACGGCCGAGCUAGAUCUAUCUGCGACGGAUGAAAACGCUGAGCGCAUGGCACUGUACAACACCGAGUUGCACGGCCCGCCCAUCGUGGGAGCAACCAUCGUGAGACACGACGAGACACGCAUCAACGUGGACUUUACACAUCCCAAUCGUUUGAGGUUUUUCACGUCCGCCCCAUACUCUAAUCGCCUCCGCGUGAACGAUGUGAACAACUGGACCUCCAAGGGCAGGUCUGCCCUGUAUCAGCUCGAGGCGUCCUUCCAUCUCGUUCCAAGGCUGGCUCUAGGUUCGAUGCAGAGCUCGACGUUGGUAGAUUUCGUGUACUUUACGUUGCCCACCCCAUCUGGCAACUACCUCUACGGCGUGAGCUACGUUGCGAAGUUCGCAGUUGUCAAGGAAGAGCCGAAGGGUUUUGCCCCACCCACAACACAGCAGAGGCUGAUAAAUGAAGCGGUGCAGUUCCUCGAGCGAUCGAAGGGUGUGACCCUGGUUUCUAAAAAUGCCGUGGGUGUCGGUGGCGCUCAGGGCAACCCCCAGGAGAAGCGCCGCCAAUACACGUACGUGGCGAUAUGCGUCAUCAGCAAAGUACCUUUCUUCUCCUACAUCGGUUCAAGGCUCGAGUGCAUCGCGCAGACGUACUUCCACAACAAGUGCUUCAGGGACUACCAGCUGCUGGUGUCGUUCGUGGAGCAGAUGAACUCCGCGGAGAUGGUGGAGAACUGGAGCUACGAGUCGCUGUACGCCAACCUGGAGAUGUACUUCAAGCCCGUUGCGCUGUGUUUGUCGUACCGGUCGCUGCUGUUCAUCGUGAAGUCGCUUAUGGUUGGCCGCAAGAUCACCGUCUACUCGCAGUCCGCCGCCCGCACGUCCACGGCCGUCUUGGCGAUGCUGACGAUGAUCCCCGGGGCCAGCGCGCUCGGUUUCAAUUCUAACGGUUUCGGUUCGAUGUGGCACUCGUGGAAGAAGUUCGCCAUGCCGCUGCAGCUGUUCCACUCGCAGAACAUGAUCUUCCCUUACUUCACGAUGGAGAUGGUGAACCUCGUGAAGGGCGUCUCCGGCUAUAUUGUGGGCAUCACUGACCUCAAAAUCAUCCAGUGCCUGGACCAGCUGCCUGACUUUUUGGUUAACCUGGAGCAGAACUGCAUACAGCUGCUGAACGGCGGCCUGCUGCAGAUGUUCCACCCGUCCCUGUACGAGAUCCAGCAUUUCGACAGCGCGGCGGAACCUGAAUACGACUCCGAGGACGACGAGAUUGUGAAGGCGGUAUCCAGCACCGGUGGCGCCAUAUAUUCCACCAUUGGUGGGUAUUUGAGCAAGACCCCGUCCGCUUUGGUGGACAUCAGCGGCUCCCUCAAGCGCACCAUCGGCAACCGCGUGUCGCGUAGGGGCGUCAUCAAGUGCAACGAGAGUGCGCUGGGGCUGCUCGACAAGUAUUUCCCGGGCACUGUGCCGAACUGGCUGAAGAAAUGCAACACGUCGAAACGCUCCACAGUCGCGUCCAAGGCACAGGAGAGGUACGACGACGACGAGGAUCCCUCAGCCCAACCGGACACCCGUGUGUCCGCGUCACGCCCCUUCUCGAUGCACGACAUGUUCGCCAAGAUGGCCAAACACAAGAGCCACUACCACUACUUUGGUUACGUCGAGCACAUCCACGUGUCCCACCAUGACAAGGAGCGCAUCCGUGAAGUCGAAUACGCCAUCAACUAUCGCAUCAACCCCAUGCAAGAGUACCUGCUGAAGUUCCUAUCGGACGUCGCGUACGUCUGCGGGGAGAAGCGGAUGCUGCACCAGCUACUGAUGGACUUCAAUUUCGACGUGAAGGCGCUUACCGAUUGCGCGCAGACUGUGACGGGCACGGUGUUGAAGCGUGGCGACUGCUUCUUCCGCGGCGACCUUCCCGCGAUUAGCUUCCUCGAGUCCAGUUACAAGAACUUCUUCCCGGAGCAGCAGUGCGAUUGCGACAUCCCGUGCCCCGGUGAAGGUGAACACCACGAGUUCUGCGACUAUGGCGAUCCGGUGUCCUACGACAACGAUUUCACGGUGAUCCAUCCGCACGACAAGACGUAUCACCAGUGCUCCGAUAACACCAAGCAAUGCGCUGCCGACACAGCCAAAACCGAGAAAAGCUCCCCUGCGGAUGCGGCGCUUGAAUUUUUCAAAUCCUUGUCAUUUUCCAAAUUCGCUGCGCUCUUCGCGCCGUCAAAGAAGAAAGAAUCUGCAAAAUCCGAUGGCGGCAAGGAUGCGGGGAAACAACCUGGCUCCAGCGGCCUCGACGACCGUGACAAGGGCCGUUCCAAACGCUCGACCGAUGCGGUGAAGGACGCUAAGGAAGCGGCCAAGGCCGCCACCAAAGAUGAAAAAGGGUCUUCUGACGCCGGAACCGCUUCCGAACCGGCCAAGGAUGGCGCCGCUGAAGCUUCGGCAGCUGCAUCCGAUGUGCAAAGCGCCAACGACUCGGAAAAGCAGCCCGCGGCUGAUGAACCCACGGAAGGCGAAAAGGAUGCCGUAUCCGGGGAAACUGCGCCAGAACAGAAGGAGGAACCGGAAUCAACAGCCGAAUCAGCCCCCAAGACCGACGCUGAAGCUCCAUCGGAGUCCGUGGUAGAUUCUGGAACUGCGGCCUCAGAAGCCCCUGCUAGCGAAGAGGCCGAAAAGGUUGCGGAGGAACACGAUGCUGAGAAGGCACCCGAGAGCGAACAGACCGAACCGACAGCCGCACAAGAAGCCACAGCCAGUGCAGAGGAUGCUGCUAAGGCCGAGCAGCCAGAUGACAGCAACACUGCAGAGGAUGCUGCUGAGGCGGAAACACAAGACAACAGCGGUCCAAAGGACGAUGGUGACGCCGUGGAGAAUACCGGCGAGGACAGCUCAGCAAAUGCUGCUAAGCCUGCGGAACCAGACGCCAACAAUGGCACAGCCGAUGCCACUAAUGCCACUGAAACAGAUGCCAAAAGCGGUUCAGAAACUGUUGACACUGCGGCAGAGGGUGACAGUAGUGGUGCAAAGGAUGCCGCUGCUGUGAAACAAGACGGCGGUAGUCCUGCAGAAAAUGCCGCGGCUGCCACAGCCACAGCUGAGAAGCCUUCGGAAAGCGCAGAGGCAGGUUCGGAUGGCAAAGAGAAAUCGCCCGAGGCGGCCGGCGAAGGCGCUCAGAAGGCUGACGAGGAAAAAUCCGAAUCUGCCAAACCGGGCUUUUUUGAACUGGUUAGGCAGUUUAUCACCGGUGAGUUCGUUACUGAUGAAGCGGAUGCGAACGCCAAGAAUGAAGACGAUGUAGAAAACAACGAACUGUGGAACGACACGCAUGAGUACGACACCGAUUCGACUCCCAGGUAUGAACCGAAUGCGACCGCCAACGACGCUGAUGGCGCCGAGAAACCCGACGAAGAGGUUCCACGGGAAACAAAGGAUAUUGACUUCUUUGCUGGCGCCAAAGCAUCCGUUGCUGAAAAAUCAAAUGAAGUGCCAGCUGCACGGCAGAGUGUUGGUGUCAACGAGGUACAAGUGGCCGGCCCAUCGCCCAACGUCCAAAAUGACGAGUUAAUGAAGGAAAUGAAGAAAGAAGGCGACUCCGGGGAAUGUGAAAAGAAGGGAUGCCAGCAUGCACACGAAGACGAAAAGGAUGCAGGGACCAGCGACGUGAAGCAAGGGAAAGGUGGUGCAAAAUCUGCGGCCCCAAUCCGCAAGAGCUUCACGCCCAAGAAAAAAGUGUACCCCACCCAGCGCAACUACAGGCGGUCUGAGGAUGAGGAGAUUAAGUUUGAAGUGGUUGGGUCUGUGGCCACCAAGAUCAUGGAGUUGCAGUGCAACCACGGUAUCGACUUUAUUGAGAUGUGGGUGAACAGCCUGUGCGCGCAGCAGUUCUUCGAGGAGAACGAGCUGGCCACGUUCAGCGAGCCCGUGUACUUCAGCAAAAGCUCGAUGGCGAAGCAGAAGUACGCGAACGGCGAUGUGUACAUCGGUGACAUGAAGUACAUGAAGCGUGACGGCAAGGGCACGUACAUAACCGCGGACGGGACCGUCUACGAGGGCGACUGGGUUGGCGGCAAGCGCCACGGUGAAGGCAGUUUGAUAUCGGAGAAGCAGGGGUACAAAUACCGCGGGCAGUGGGUUUCCGACAAACGCAACGGCUACGGCGAGCUGCAAACCCCGACCUUCAUUUACAGCGGCAUCUUCAAGAACAACACCUUCCACGGUACCGGUAAGCUGGUGCACGCCGGCGGCGACACCUACGAGGGCGACUUCGAGAACGGCCAGUACUGCGGCCGCGGCAAGCUGAUUAGCAUCGACGGCACCGUGAAGAUUGGGUCGUUCCGCAACAACGAGCUGCAGGGCGUGUGCAGCAUGAUAAAGCCCGACGGCCGCAUCUACGUGGGCAAGCUCCAUGGCGAAGUGCUGCACGGCCCCGGCAAAAUCAUCUACGACAAGUUGGUGUCGUUCGAAGGGCAGUGGGACCGCGGGAUCCGCAACGGCCAGGGAGCGGUGACCAUAAAGAUGAACGACACCGAAUUCUCCGCCACCAUCAGCAUCGAGGGCACCUGGGUGAAUGACAGCCUGGUGAUGUCUGACGUGCUGGUGAAGUUCCCCGGCGGAUACAAGUACGUGGGCACCCUGGCCUUCUGCCCAGACCUGAACCCCCUGCUGAGGCUCCCCUCGUACGACGAGUCCGUGUUCACCGAGGCUGAGGAGGUGAUGUCCACCUUCAGCAACCGCAUUUUGCCGCACGGCGGGGGCAUCAUUAAGGCGCCCAGCGGGAGCACGUACAGCGGCGACCUGCUGUGUGGCAUGCGCCACGGCAACGGUGUUAUGAUUUUCCACAACGGCGUGUCGUACAACGGCCCGUGGGCGUACGGCACUGUGCACGGCGUCGCCGAGGUGACGUUCCCCGGCGACAUGCCGCAGAAGCGCCUCAUCUUUGAGUACGGCCAACUGCUCGACGAGCUGGACAAGAAGCAACGUCAGCUGGUGGAUGAGUGCUUAAUGGAAGUUGGUAGGCCCACUUUCGAGCGCGAGUUCACUUUGCGUAACUUGGAGCCGUUCCCCGGCCUGCUGCGCAGGGUACCGGCGGUCCUGUGA
Babesia bigemina is the source of this 5292-nucleotide messenger RNA. Its product is annotated as MORN repeat protein, putative. The transcript has a single exon. The coding region runs from base 1 to 5292 and encodes 1763 amino acids. Lineage: Eukaryota; Apicomplexa; Aconoidasida; Piroplasmida; Babesiidae. The record is from RefSeq and is a predicted model, not a curated record.